AAAAGUUUGACAGUGAGCCUCCCGGUUGUAGUUUUCUAUUACAGAGUCACCUGAGAAGUACUUUAAGUAGGCUAUGAAUGGAUCAUUCAGUCUGUGGCAGGAGCCCGUGCCCGACCCGUCCUUCCUGCAGCAAUACAGCGAGUGGCUGGCAUGCAGGCAUGAAGCCAGUCUGCACCCGAUGAAGGAGGACCUCGCUGUCUGGCUCAAUGCAGUCCUAGGGCUGGAUGUAACAGCUGCAAGCCUAAUGGAUGCGCUGCAGACCGGCACAGUGCUCUGUCAGCUGGCUGAGAAGCUGCAGGAGAGGAUGAUUCUGGCCAGCAACAGCAAGCCGUUUAUCCGGCGUGUGAUUCGCUGGCGAGCUGACGCUGCACCCGGUUCCUUUCUUGCCCGGGACAACACAGCCAACUUCCUGUACUGGUGCCGUAAAAUUGGGAUGCGGGAAUCCUAUCUCUUUGAAUCAGAAGACUUGGUUCUCCAGAAGCAUCCGCGGGAUGUGUGUCUGUGUCUCAUGCAGCUUGGGAGAAUCGCAUCAAAGUACGGAGUAGAUCCCCCAGCGUUGGUGAAACUGGCGAGGGAGACUGAGAAAGACGAAGAGGAGCCCUUAUCUCCAUCCCCGUUCUUCACCUCACCCUUUCCCUCUCCCUCCUCUCCUCCCCUUUUCCUUCUUCCUGCCGCAACACCUCCUCUUCAUUCCUCUCCCUCUCCCCUCCCUGCCGCUGUCUCUCCCCCCACCCUAGCCGCGUCCCCAACGGAGACCCCCUCCCCGGAUCUCAGCCCCUGCCUCGAUCCAUCCCUAAUCCUUCCUCCAGACCCUGGUACUCUUUCUCCCUCUGCCUCCCUUGCUCCGGUCACCCAGCCCAAGUUUGAGCCCCCCUCAGUCAGCCCCCCCCCACCCGUUAAACCCCCUGCCCCCGCACCCGACUCCUCACGUCGCCUCAGUAACCCCAGUGGGAAGAAAAGCUUGGAAAACCUGCUGGAUGACUUUGUGAAGCAGAUUUCAGAAGACCCACCAUGCAGAUGUAUGGCCAGGUUCUGUGUUGAGAAGCAGCCUAAGGGUCGCUAUCGCGUGGGGGAUAAGGUGCUCUAUGUGAGGAUGCUGAAUGACAAGGAUGUCAUGGUGCGCGUCGGAGGUGGCUGGGAAGCAUUUGGCACCUACCUACUGAAGCAUGACCCCUGCAGGAUGGCUCUGCUCCCUCGGCCAGGACCCAGGUCAUGCAGGCGCCAUGGCAGGUCGGCCAAUCCCAAAGAGCAUUCACGGGACAGUUACCUGGUGGUGGGCACACCUUCCCACCUCACUGAACAGAUCUCCUAGCAGCCUCGAGUAGUGAAAUUGACGACAGAUGUCAGGACCAGCGAUGUGUCAUGUGGUGUUUGGAAUGCGUGCACUGUUGGCUCUGUUAUAUUGUUGCGUGGGUUGGGAAUGUA
Molecule: messenger RNA, 1425 nt
Organism: Electrophorus electricus (electric eel)
Lineage: Eukaryota; Metazoa; Chordata; Actinopteri; Gymnotiformes; Gymnotidae
Gene: gas2b
Product: growth arrest-specific 2b
Biological process (GO): actin crosslink formation
Cellular component (GO): actin filament
Molecular function (GO): actin filament binding; cytoskeletal adaptor activity; microtubule binding
Source: RefSeq, a predicted model, not a curated record